Molecule: messenger RNA, 732 nt
Organism: Heterocephalus glaber (naked mole-rat)
Lineage: Eukaryota; Metazoa; Chordata; Mammalia; Rodentia; Bathyergidae
Source: RefSeq, a predicted model, not a curated record
CUAGCAGGCACAGCUGGACUGGAGCCGCUGGCCGCAAGGCCCGCCCCACCUACCCUUUCCGGGAAGGGUGUCCCCGCCCCUCGGUGUUAACCCUCAAACUGGAGGGCGGCUGUUAUUGGCCCGGGCACGUCACGUGGGUGCUGCGCUGUAAGAUGGCUGCCGAGCGGGACUCCGAGGGGCUCGCGGCAGCCCGGCCGAUGCUCACUGACCUGUACCAGGCCACCAUGGCACUGGGCUACUGGCGUGCCGGCCGGGCGCGCGACCCCGCCGAGUUCGAGCUCUUCUUCCGCCGGUGCCCGUUCGGUGGCGCCUUUGCUCUGGCCGCGGGUUUGCGCGACUGCUUGCGCUUCCUGCGCACCUUCCGCCUGCAGGACGAAGACGUGCAGUUCCUGGCCUCGGUUCUCCCCCGGGACACGGACCCAGCGUUCUUCCAGGAUCUUCGGUCCCUAGAUUGCUCUGCAGUGACCUUGCGGGCCCUGCCUGAGGGCUCCCUCGCCUUCCCGGGAGUGCCUCUGCUGCAGGUGUCAGGGCCUCUUCUACUUCUGCAGCUGCUGGAGACUCCGCUUCUCUGCCUGAUCAGCUAUGCCAGGUGAGACACAGUGACCGGACUUGGGGAAGCCCUGUACAGGGCUAGCCAAAAUGGAUGGGGCAGAGGAGGGGGGACCUGGAGCCUGGGGCUAGCACUGCAAGUCCCAAGUAACUGCUGGCUUGUUGAGCUUCUCACUAGUCACC